Molecule: messenger RNA, 2314 nt
Organism: Achroia grisella
Lineage: Eukaryota; Metazoa; Arthropoda; Insecta; Lepidoptera; Pyralidae
Gene: Abp1
Product: drebrin-like protein
Exons: 9
Coding region: 97-1794 (565 amino acids)
Biological process (GO): regulation of actin filament polymerization; postsynaptic actin cytoskeleton organization; positive regulation of dendritic spine morphogenesis
Cellular component (GO): actin filament; plasma membrane; site of polarized growth
Molecular function (GO): actin filament binding
Source: RefSeq, a predicted model, not a curated record
UUAAUUGUUGUGAGUCAAGCUCUCGUCGGUGUAUGAUAGCUAUUAGCUUUCAUAUCUCCGUUUUUGCUAGAAAUUUCAGUUAACAAAUAAUGUAAAAUGGCUAUAAACUUAGACAGACAUAGGGAGGCGUUACUUGCUGCAUGGAAAGAUGUCCUGGAUGAGAAAACUGAGACUGACUGGGCUUUGUUUGGAUAUGAUGGUUUAACGAACGACCUAAAAUUCAUCAGUAAAGGGGAUGGCGGUCUGAUGGAACUCAUUGAUGAUUUCAAUAGUGGUAAAAUUCAGUAUGCAUUCUUAAAGGUGGAUGUUCCAAAUGGUAGCAUAUCUAAGUAUGUGCUUAUCAACUGGCAGGGCGAAGGUGCUCCAACGGUCCGCAAGGGAACCUGUGCAAACCACAUCAAGCAUGUUGCUCAGUUUUUCACUGGCUUCCAUAUGACAAUGCAUGCGCGGACAGAAGACGACCUUGAUGAGAAGGUUAUAUUGGAUAAGUUGGCUAAAGCCGGAUCGUCGUUCAAUUUUAAAACCAGCAGGCAAGAAGAGUUGCCACCUAGCGGGCCUGUUGGUACUGUUUAUAAAAAAGUGAAUCCAGUUCAAGAAAUUAAUUCAAAGGAAAGGGAUCAGUUUUGGUUGAAAGAGGAGCAAGAGGAAAAAAAGCGAGUAGAAGCUGAGAGGAAAAGGAGGGAAGAAGAGAAAAGGAAAGCUGAGGAAGAUGUCAGGAAGAGAGAUGAACUGGAAGCGGCAAAGCGAGCACAGACAGAGCAGCAAAAUACGAUUGCGGCGCCGGGUGCUGUUGGUGCGGGUGCUGGUGCCAGUGAUGCUGUACGGCGGCAGCGGUCAGCGGAGGCUCGGCAGUUAAUCGGCGCCUCCACGUCAGCCGCCCGCGCUAUGUUCCAACAGAACCUCGCGCAGGGACAGAUGGCUAACAGGUCGAACACAAGUGUGCCAGAGAAACCAGUCCGUAGCUCAGUGAUAGCACAACGCAUAAACACAUUUAGUCAACCGCAAAACGCUUCGCCAACUCCGACCUCGCCCCCUGUGCGGUCUCCGUCUAAAGUCGAAACGAAGUCGACACUACAAGAAGAACCCGUCGAAUCAACCAAAACAAGCCCGUUAAAGAAUAUAGACAAAAUAAAAAUGAGUCUAGAAAGUCCUUCGCAGAUACAAUACGAGCCUAUCAUAGAUCCCUCAGCCGAUCUGAGUCCAAGUACAGAGAAUGAGCCGGGAUCGUUCAGCGCCAUAAACUAUUCGGAAUACAAACAAAACGAGAAUACAUACAGAGAUAUAGAAGCUGACUCGUUGAAGCAGAGCGAGCCGAUGAUAAAACAGAAUAUUCUAGAGAAUGAUAUGUUCGAUGCGUCAUAUUCUAGUUCGAACGAGAAUGAUGAUGAUGACAGUGAUAACAAGUUCAGUACGAUCAAACGGUCGCCGUAUAGUAAGAAUAAUAUUGCGGAGGAAAACGAACGAUCGGAACUCAGCAGGCAGAAUACAGUUAUAGAGAACGUCAAUUAUAAGAAAGAACAGAAUGGCACUACCACUUAUGAAGAUGUAUCUCCAGAAGCUGUAGAGGACGAAGGCACAAUAUACGAGGAUCUAGAUGAAGAUCCUGGACUAACGGCAAGAGCGCUAUACGACUAUCAAGCCGCGGACGAAUCUGAGAUUACAUUUGACCCCGGCGACAUCAUCACGCACAUCGAGCAGAUCGACGCCGGCUGGUGGCAAGGUCUCGGGCCCCACGGUGUUUUUGGUCUGUUCCCUGCCAAUUACGUGGAAUUGCUACCUUGUCAUCCACGCUAAUUAGAUACCCUAUUCACAGUGGUAGCUUGCUCACUGAUAACCAUUUUGUAUUUAUUAGGACAAGUUUACGUAAUCUUUUUGCGGUACCAAAAUUUCAAACAUCUUGUGUAAUCACCUUCCAGAAAUAGUAUUUCCGAACAGAUACGAUAUUGAAACCUUCAAGAAAAGAGGUUGUUCUUAAAUAGUCGGCAACACACUUACAACUCCUUUGGUGUUGUAGGUGCUCAUUGGCGGCGGUAAUUACUUACCAUCAGGUGAACCGGAAGCUCGUUUGUGCCCUAUGCUAUAAAAAAUCAUUUGGUCACUGUAAUCACCAGCGCUGUAAAUCGGUGCUCACAAGUCGAUUGUUUUUUUUUGUGGCAAGAUUUUGAGACAUUAACAGGUUUUGGGGCUGCAAAAUGGUCAAUGUAUAAACAAGAUAUAAUUACUACUUACAUGUACAGUAACGUGUAAUGACGUAAGGAAUUUAUAUGUAUAAUACAAUGUUUAACUUUGGCGGCGUUCACGUCAAUUCUCUAAC